Danaus plexippus (monarch butterfly) is the source of this 2255-nucleotide messenger RNA. RefSeq names its product branched-chain-amino-acid aminotransferase, cytosolic (gene Bcat). Gene Ontology annotation, biological process: L-valine biosynthetic process; L-leucine biosynthetic process. Gene Ontology annotation, cellular component: mitochondrion. Gene Ontology annotation, molecular function: branched-chain-amino-acid:2-oxoglutarate transaminase activity. The transcript is spliced from 7 exons. NCBI's taxonomy places the organism in Eukaryota, Metazoa, Arthropoda, Insecta, Lepidoptera, Nymphalidae. The record is from RefSeq and is a predicted model, not a curated record. Bases 532 to 1806 code for a protein of 424 amino acids.
AAUAUAUUUGAAAGUCAAGACUGUAUCGUUAAUGUCGUUGUAAAUUAACCUAUUCCAUUGUGAUUGUUUCGCGUGUGGAGUGUGGAGUGCGGAGUGUGGACAGUGACCCUAGUCCGUCGCCCGCGUCGUUCGCGCCGCCCGAGCCGCCAUGACACUUGACAGCUCCUGACGCGGGAAUCGGGACAUGCGUAGUCGAAGUCGCGCAUUUCGCCAAAUUAGUGCGCAUUAUUUAAUUUCACAAAUAACCGUAAUCUUUAUUUUGAUGAGUUUUCCUGCGUUAUCGUGUGAUGUCUUAUAGUUUGUGCUGAUUGUGAAUGACUACGUCAAAGGUCAAGCCACAAUCUUAUCUUUUGCUAUUUAAAUAUUAAUGUCUCGGAUCGAGUGAAGUCAGUUUAACGAGAGCUACCAAUCAGUACAGUCAUUUGAAUUUUAUUCGGUUUCUUUGAACGCAUCUAAAUAUAACGGUUUAAUUGGUGUCGAAUUAUAAGUGGUGAUUAUUUAGUGGAAUAUUUAAAUCUGUGCUAUAAAAAAAUGCCUUUUCGUCGAAGCAAGGGUCUAGUGAAAUGGAUCUUCGAGAACCAGCACAAGAUGCAGUCCGUCCGCCGCUGCAGCUCGUUGGCUCGCUACAAGGAGAUGGAGGACAGCGCCGCCUCCGAACAUGACGUCAGCGGACCCAAGACCCGUCCGGAGAUCACGCCAGAAAUAUCCUUCAAGCACGACGAUCUUCAAGUGAGGCUCGCGGCGCCGUACCAGUUGCAGACGAAGCCGGAGGCGGUCGAGUUAGGCUUCGGGAAGUACUUCACGGAUCACAUGCUCAAGAUCCACUACAGCAAGCACCUCGGAGGCUGGCAGAAGCCGGAGAUCACGCCCUUCGAGAACCUCAGCCUCCACCCCGCCGCCAAGGCUCUACAUUACGCUAUACAAUUAUUCGAAGGUAUGAAGGCGUACAGGGGCGUCGACGACAAGAUACGAUUGUUUCGACCGGAACUCAACAUGGAGAGGAUGAACCUGGCGGCUCAGAGGUCCGGCUUGCCCAUGUUCGACGGCCAGGAACUGAUCCGCUGCAUCACGAGGCUCAUACAGAUAGACCAGGAGUGGGUCCCUCACUCGGAGACCUCCACGCUGUACGUCCGCCCCACGCUCAUAGGCACGGAGCCCACGUUCGGCAUCAUGGAGCCGGAGAGCGCGCUGCUGUUCGUGAUCUUGAGUCCCGUGUCCGCCUACUAUCAGACCCGCGGGGACGGCGCCGUGUCCAUCUUCGCAGACCCCGCCGUGGUGCGCGCCUUCCCCGGCGGAGUCGGCAACCGGAAGGUCGGCUCCAACUACGGACCCACGAUCGAGGCGACCGCGCGCGCCGCCAAGCUGGGCCACCAGCAGGUGCUGUGGCUGUUCGGCCCCGACAGAGAGCUGACCGAGGUCGGCGCCAUGAACAUCUUCAUGGUGUACAUCAACGACCAGGGAGAGAGACAGCUGAGCACGCCACCCCUCAACGGCCUCAUCCUGCCGGGAGUGACGCGCCGCUCCAUCCUGGAGCUGGCGUCGCAGUGGGAGGACCUGGUGGUCAAGGAGGAGGUCAUCACCAUGGAUCGCCUCGAGGACCUCAACGAUCGCGGCCGCCUGCUGGAGCUGUUCGGCGCGGGCACGGCCGUGGUGGUGACGCCCAUCGCCAACGUGGGCUACCUGCACCGCAACAUCCGCGUGCCCACCACCAGCCAGCCGCGGCCCGUGUACCGCCGCCUCAGGGACACGCUGCUCGCCAUCCAGUACGGCCACGUCGACCACCCCUACGCCAAGGUCAUCGCGUAGCACCACCCCUCCCCUCCCCCUCCCCUCCCACCACUCCACUAUGUCCUCAGUACGGAGCGUGUCAGUGACUGUCGAACAUUCCGUGUGUGGUGUGUGUGUGUGUGUACGCGUUGUGUGUGUGCACGUGUGUGUGUGUGCGCGUGUGUGCGCGCGCGCGUCGCGUCGCUCCAGCCGUUAGUGUAAGAUUGUUGUAAGAUAUGUCGAGUUUUAGUUAUAAUGUUGUAAUAUAUUGUGAGCGAGUCUCUUCUCGUGUGAUGCGAACCUUCUAUACGAAUUUAUGAUGUAAAUAAAUAAAUAAAUAAAUAAAUAAAUAUGGUCGUCGUUAAGUUUAUUUAUUCCGAUCCGCACCGCGCUCCGUGUCGCCGGUGUGCAGACGCGUUUGUACUCUCUCCAACACCUUGUAUAUAAUAUAGAAAUAUCGAAACUAAAUAAAGUCAAUAAAAACCGUC